UAUACAGCACAGCACCACCCCAUCACCAUCUCAUACACACAGUCCACCACUGCACUAAGCUUUUGCUCUAUCACUGUACCACAGCGUAACUGGAGGAAGUACACUCCACACUACAUAGCACACACCUAGCUCUACUCCCAGCAAAGCAUUGGGAGCAGAGAUGGGCAGUGUUGCAAGGAGGCGGUGAGGGGGUCGAUGCGGGAGCAGACGACGGCCAUGCCGUGCCGCGACGACGACGACGACGCGCUCCUCCUGUGCGGCGAGGACGCGGGCGAGCUGCUGGAGCGCGGCGGCGACUCGGGGCGACCCUGCUGGGCCGGGGACACCACCGGCUUCCGUGAGCAGCAGCUGGUGCCCGAGGAGUGCUGCUACCCCGAGGUGUCCGCCGUCACCUGGGGUGCCGCGUGCUCGCCGGUGGCGGGAUGUCCCGGCAGGCCGAGGAGCGACGACGACCGGCCGGCCGGCUGGGCGGAGUCCGUGUCCUGGAUCCUCAAGGCCCGGUCGUACCACGGCUUCCAGCCGGCGACGGCCUACCUCGCCGUGAGCUACAUGGACAGGUUCCUGUCCUCCAGUAGGCUGCCGAAUUAUGGAUGGGCGUUUCAGUUGCUAUCUGUGGCCUGCUUGUCUCUGGCUGCCAAGAUGGAGGAAAUCUCAGUACCUCCCCUCCUGGAGCUUCAGAUUGAGAGCACAAGGUGCAUUUUUGAACCGCGGACGGUUCAAAGGAUGGAGCUCUUCGUCCUAGUCAAGCUAGAUUGGAGGCUCCGGUCACUUACGCCUUUUGCGUUCAUUGAUCUCUUUGCUUGCAAGGCAGAUUCGUCAGGAAGGUGCACAAGAAAUUUGGUCUUGAGAGCAUGCAAAAUUACUCUCGAUGCAAUCCAUGAAGCCGAGUUCCUGAACCACUGCCCUGCAUCAAUGGCGGCAGCCGCCGUGCUGAGCGCAGUAACUGAGAUACCAGGCAUGCCAUGCAUCAGCAUCAGCCCUGAAACAGCAGCUUCAUGGUGCACUGGCCUGACUGAGGAAGAGAUUAGAAGUUGCUACCAGCUACUGCAGCAGCUAGUACCAAUGGCCACCACGACAAGGAGGAAAAUACCUGCAUCGGAGCUGCUGAGGUCAACGCCUUCGUCGGUAAGCUCGGCUUCACCAAGCAAAAGGCGCAAGAUUAAUGGCCGCUUCGGAGAGGAGUGAAAAUAAUUCAAUUCUUUGCUGCCCCCCAGUGUUAAUCCCCAAUUACCUGUUACUAGAUGAGUUUGUUCCUCUUUUUUCCUCCCUUGUUGCUGUUGUGCUUAAGUCCUAAGUGGCUAAAAUAAAUAUAUUUUUUGUAGUUUAUUCAGCAAAAAAGGAACAUAUAUAUUUGGAUAUAAAUGUGGGGGACUACAUAAAGAAAGCACCUGCUGCAUGAUGAAUUCAGGGGGACCAUAUGAGCAACAACAACAACUAGUGCAUUCCUUUCAGGAAAGUGAUGCAAAAGUGAAGCAAGCGCUGCGUUCAGUUUGAUACUUUUAGACUAGAAAUUGUGGGUGGUCUUCAGGACUGGUCAAGUUAGGUGCCACUAUCAGAGCAAAUGAGCAAUAGCAUAUACUUCCUGUUUGUCUCUUGCAAAGCUGCGCGGUGAGGUUCUGUUUAGGUAAACCUAAUUAGCACUAUUUUGCUGCAUCACUUGAGUAUACUAGGAUUUUUCGCAAUCCAUAUAUAAGACCAUAACAGCAUGGUCUGUUUGUGUUGGUUAUACCUGUGCCAUAAUGGCACACUAGCAGUAGUAUGCUUGUUUUAGUGGUUUAACGUGUCUAAUAUAUUGAUGAAUUUACUCCAGUAUUGAUCAAUGUAAAAUAAACUCUAAACUUUCA
Molecule: messenger RNA, 1844 nt
Organism: Setaria italica (foxtail millet)
Lineage: Eukaryota; Viridiplantae; Streptophyta; Magnoliopsida; Poales; Poaceae
Product: cyclin-D1-1
Exons: 6
Coding region: 196-1185 (329 amino acids)
Biological process (GO): regulation of cyclin-dependent protein serine/threonine kinase activity; mitotic cell cycle phase transition
Cellular component (GO): cytoplasm; nucleus; cyclin-dependent protein kinase holoenzyme complex
Molecular function (GO): cyclin-dependent protein serine/threonine kinase regulator activity
Source: RefSeq, a predicted model, not a curated record